CAGAGAGCAUUCCAAAUUCAUAAUUCCUCGUUUCCCGGAUCUCUCCCUAAUCUCAAAAACCCGACCCAUUUACGCAACCCAAACCCGGGUUCAACCCAAAAAAAUGGAUAAGCCAAGCUUCGUAAUCACAGCCAAAGAAGCUGAAUCCGCCGCGAAACAACUCGGCGUCACCGUCUCCAAGCUCCUCCCUUCGCUAGUCAAACCAGCGGAAUCCUACGCUCGAACUCCGAUUUCGAAAUUCAACGUCGCAGCGGUCGGACUCGGAUCAUCGGGUCGGAUCUUCUUAGGCGUCAAUGUCGAAUUCCCAAACCUCCCUCUCCACCACUCAAUCCACGCCGAGCAGUUCCUCGUAACAAACCUCACGCUCAACGGCGAGUCUCACCUCAAAUGCUUCUCCGUCUCCGCCGCGCCGUGUGGUCAUUGCCGCCAGUUCCUCCAAGAAAUCCGCGGCGCGUCUGAGAUCAAAAUCCUAAUCACCGAUCCAAAAAACUCCGCCGAUUCCGAUUCCGCCGCCGACUCCGACGGAUUCUUACGUCUCGGAAGCUUCUUACCUCACAGAUUCGGUCCCGACGAUCUUCUCGAGAAAGAUAUCCCUCUUCUCCUCGAACCUCACGAUAACCGUCUCGCAGUCUCAGAUCUCGAUUCGAUCUGUAACGGAAUCGCCGAUCCCUCCGCCGAUUUGAAACAGACGGCUUUAGCGGCGGCGAACAGAUCGUACGCGCCGUAUAGUUUGUGUCCGUCGGGAGUAGCGUUGGUGGAUUGUGACGGGAAAGUGUACAGAGGAUGGUAUAUGGAAUCGGCGGCGUAUAAUCCAAGUUUGGGACCAGUACAGGCGGCGCUGGUUGAUUACGUGGCAAACGGUGGUGGAGGAGGUUACGAGAGGAUCGUCGGAGCGGUGUUGGUGGAGAAAAAAGAUGCGGUGGUGAGACAAGAGGAGACGGCGAGGUUGUUGUUAAAGACUAUAUCGCCGAAAUGCGAAUUCAAAGUGUUUCAUUGCUACGGAGCUUCUGCUUAGAAGAAAAUAAUCAUUUUUUAAUCAUCGCAAAAAAAAAAAAAAACGAAUAAAAAAAAAUGUGACUUUUUAAAUUUACUUCAUAUAAUUGUUGAAAUUGAUGUGUGCUUCUCUCUCAAUGAUGUGGAUAGAUUUUUAAAAAGAAUAGUGUUGAUGACAACACAUAAAGAGAAUAAGAAAAAGUUUUUAUUUUAUUUUAA
Molecule: messenger RNA, 1212 nt
Organism: Capsella rubella
Lineage: Eukaryota; Viridiplantae; Streptophyta; Magnoliopsida; Brassicales; Brassicaceae
Product: cytidine deaminase 1
Exons: 1
Coding region: 104-1015 (303 amino acids)
Cellular component (GO): cytosol
Molecular function (GO): cytidine deaminase activity; zinc ion binding
Source: RefSeq, a predicted model, not a curated record